Molecule: messenger RNA, 843 nt
Organism: Maylandia zebra (zebra mbuna)
Lineage: Eukaryota; Metazoa; Chordata; Actinopteri; Cichliformes; Cichlidae
Gene: ndufab1b
Product: NADH:ubiquinone oxidoreductase subunit AB1b
Biological process (GO): fatty acid biosynthetic process
Cellular component (GO): respiratory chain complex I; mitochondrion
Molecular function (GO): acyl binding; acyl carrier activity
Source: RefSeq, a predicted model, not a curated record
ACGGAGCCCUUGACCCGCUUUUCUUCUUCUUCGCCUCGCACGCUGGCAGCUUUCAGUAACUGCUUUCCGUCAUGGCGGCUCGUGUCCUGCAGCAGUGUGUCCGCUCCUUUGCUCAGCCCUCGUUGAGGCUUUGCUCCAGUAACCUCGCAUUAAGAGUCACUGCCGUCCAGGCGGUGGCCGUCCACCGACCUCUCUCCUUCGCAGCAGACAGCCGGAGGACGCGGUGGCUCGUCCAGAGCCGGAUCCCCUCGGUGGGUGUGCUGUGCCGACAGUACGGAGACCUGCCCCCCCUCACUCUAGAAACCAUCAAAGAACGAGUCAUGUAUGUACUCAAGCUCUACGACAAGAUCAACCCAGAGAAGCUGCAGACGAGCUCUCACUUCAUGAAAGAUUUGGGUUUGGACAGCUUGGACCAGGUGGAGAUCAUCAUGGCCAUGGAAGAUGAGUUUGGCUUUGAGAUCCCAGAUGCAGAAGCAGAGAAGUUGAUGACUCCUGAGGAGAUCGUACAGUACAUCGCAGACAAGAAAGACGUUUAUGAGUAAUAUGCUCUGUAGCACACCAGAGGGUCACCUCCACCCACCCAACAGGAAGUUCUCGUGAAGCAGAUGAGCACCAAACAGUUUCCUACUUCAACUCUUGUGUCCAUUAUGGCGACGUUGGCUUCAGCUGUCUCGUGUUUGACUGUAUUUAAAUGAACAUGUUCAGGAGAGCUUGGAGAUAAAAAAAAAAAUUAAUAUUAAACAAGAUUAUAUCACUGGUUUGCUUUGUUCUCAUUUCAGCUCCGCCCUGUGGUCCCAUGUACAAUUUGUCAUUAAUAGAUCAAUAAAGACACAUUGUACACUU